UGUCAAAAACAAAAGCCAUCAAAGAAACAUUGUACUACAAUAAACCCUCUAAUUUAAGAAUGUUCAUGUGAUUUUAUACAUCCCUAAUGUUGUGAAAUAAAUUAAUGCAAAAUAAUCAUGAAACCGUGAUUAUUCGUCAGACUCUAAUCGUACCAUCAAAUUCCAUAAUUAUUUCAUCUAUAGUGUGGUGUGUGAUUUAGUGUUGAUCAGUGUGUGUUAGCGUGUACACAUGCAUGCCUGUGUGUUUCUUGAUGCCUCGAUGUUUGUGCAUGUGUACUGUGUGUGAGUUGCUUCCCAGAAAUUAGGCACAGUAACUUACACCAGUUGUAACCACUAACAGACAGCAAUCACCUCACAGACAUGUACCGGAAGCUAGACAUCAUCACCGUGACAGAGGUGGGUGGGUCCAUCCAGAGCCCCCGCUUCCCUGGCUCCUACCCCCGGAACCUGCUGUUGACAUGGAAACUACUGUCGCCAAGCAACACCCGCAUCCUGCUGGAGUUUGACCCAAGGUUUGGACUGGAGGAGCCUGAGAACGAUAUCUGCAGGUAUGAUUUUGUGGAGGUGGAGGACAUUUCUGAGAGCCUCACCAUCCUCUGGGGGCGCUGGUGCGGUCAGAGACCCCCUCUUCGACUCACCUCCAAGUCCAACAUUAUCAAGAUCACCUUCAAAUCUGACGACUACUUCGUAGCCAAACCGGGUUUCAAGCUCAACUACUGUCUAGUGUACAGUCUGUUUCCUGGUGCACCCGCAACAUUCCCAGAUGCUUCCUUCAUUCCUGUGUUCCGGGAUAUGUUUGUGGUGUGUACAUCUCCUCCCUCUGCAUCUGAGACCAACUGGGAAGCUGUCACCCUGCCCAUUUCUGUGAGUUACUUACUCACGCACACACACACACACACACACACACAAUCAAACACAGACACACACACAUACUCAAACACACAGACACACACUCACACACACUCAUACACACACUCAUACACACACUCACACACACACACACUCACAUUAUCAUAA
This is a messenger RNA of Osmerus eperlanus (European smelt), 1017 nucleotides long. RefSeq names its product platelet-derived growth factor D-like. The record is from RefSeq and is a predicted model, not a curated record. The coding region runs from base 361 to 1017 and encodes 218 amino acids. Lineage: Eukaryota; Metazoa; Chordata; Actinopteri; Osmeriformes; Osmeridae. Gene Ontology annotation, molecular function: serine-type endopeptidase activity. The transcript has 4 exons.